This is a messenger RNA of Trematosphaeria pertusa, 2589 nucleotides long. RefSeq lists its product as uncharacterized. Gene Ontology annotation, molecular function: nucleic acid binding. The coding region runs from base 1 to 2589 and encodes 862 amino acids. The transcript is spliced from 4 exons. Lineage: Eukaryota; Fungi; Ascomycota; Dothideomycetes; Pleosporales; Trematosphaeriaceae. Gene Ontology annotation, biological process: galactose metabolic process. The record is from RefSeq and is a predicted model, not a curated record.
AUGGCCUCGACGACUGCGGUCCCUACGGAGCAAGCCCAGACGAGGCCUUCCUUUGCCAAGGUCGCGGCGUCUGCAUUAAAACCACAACAUAUCAAAGAAUCUGCACCCAGCGUGAAGCCGCCUGUCGCGACCCCUCAUCCCUCCCCUCAUUUGCAGAAUCCAAACCGCCCAGGCCCCGCUAAUGGCGAGGCGCCAGCGGUCCACGUCGAGCAUCACGGCGAGGAAAACGGUACGGAGGAGAAAGCUGGUAACACAGCUACCCGCACUGGACAAUGGGCCAGCUCCGCUGGAGUGGAGACGGCUCUUCAGAAGGAAACCAAGGAAGAGGAAGUGGAGAAGGCGCGUCCUCCUAUCACCUUGGUCAAAUUCACGGCUGCCGAGGACGGCACAACGCAACUGUCUUCGUCUGAUGGCUCCGCUAAGCCUCCAAGUCUCGACGGAAAGAGUAUUGCAUCGGGGACCACCUUUGCUCUUGAUGAAAAGGAAUCCAUUCGCCCCGACGACAGCGCCAGCCUUCGAGCGGUUGAGGAAGAAGAUGUGGCGUCCCCGCCUGAUUCUGUAGCUGCCGGAUCGCGUGUGGGCUCUGACAGCGGCGCACGUGCUUUCCGUGACCAGCUGCGCGAAAUUGCCGUCAUGGGCCCGCAGCCACAGCGAGGUGUGCCACCCGGACGCUUCCCUAACCCAACCGCCAAUGGGCCUCCCACCCUCUACGACCCCAAUCAGCCUCCAAAUAGCAUGGGAAGACCGAUGUCUCAACCUUUGGUCAAUGGCAUGCCACCAGGAGCAGGCCCGCAGAGUCUGCCUGCGAUUCCAGAUGAGAAGCUCAUCGAAGCGCUACAGUCCCCUCGAGAUCGACUCUUUGUAGUCAAGAUCGAGCAGGACUUCAUUGACUUCAUCAAGGAUUCUCGUGAAAACGAGUACUGCCUACCGAACUGUAAUACGUUCUACAGGAUGCUUGCCCAUCGCCUCGCUGACUAUUACCUCCUCGGUCAUGUAGUUGAUUCUACUAUGACUGGAGUGAGAAUCACGAGGACUCCUUACUGUAGAAUUCCUCCCCCACUUUCACAAAUGGUGGAUGCAUCGAAGAGUGCAAACACCCCUCCCGUCGAUCUUCCCGCUCGCAAGAUUAUGCGCCGCGGUGAUGAUGGCAAGUCAGGAACUAACACCACAGCUAAUUCCGAGAAUCCGUCCAAGACUACGUCUGAGGCAGGUGGCAGCGACGGUGGCAAUGACAACACCGGCAACAAAGCAAAAGACAAGUCCGCAAUGACGCGAGAAGAACGCGAGGCCAGGUAUCGAGAGGCCCGUCAGCGAAUCUUUGGUAGCGCUGAGAGUGAGGAGAACGAGUCCACUGAAGCCAUUGGAUCUGGGGAAGAGAAGAAUACGUCAAGGUCGAGCUCUGCUUCCGGCAAGAAGAAGAGCAAAAAACAGCGCAACUUCGACGAUGACGGAUUCGAAGCACGGUCCCGCUUCAAUGCCUACUAUACGGGGCCGUAUCCCGCUUCUGGCUAUAGCGGAGACGGCACCGUGUAUUUCAGCGGCUUCCCGGGGCCGGUGCCAACCUCGCAAUACACGUCUAUGGAUUACUCCCCUCCUCCGACGUACAGCAAUGCGUAUCCGGGCAUGAUGCCUCAAGAGACCCAAUCCCAGUACGGAUGGCCCAGCCAGCAAUACCAUCCGUCUAGUGGUCCGACGAUGUACCCGGGCUAUGCGCCAAUGCAGAAUGGAUACGACCUCUCUACUGACUUUCAGCGAGGUAUGCAGUCUUUCCAGUCAGCGGGCAUGCCCUCUCAGAUGACGCCAAAGAUGGCGAAUGUACCGAUGGCGGGUUAUUCAGAGUCGUACCAACCUCCACCUCAGCACAUGGCGAUGAAUCCAGGGUGGUCCCCAAUGAACCAACAGCCUCAGUAUCCUAUGGCCCAAGGUCCAUUCGCUCCAAACGGUCCGGGCAAUCGACCCAUGUCCGCUCCUAUCCAAGGUCCAAUGCCAGGAACCUACCCUUAUGGCCAAUUCCCACCUCCUACGUAUAAUGGCAAACCCAACCGCAACCAGCACCCAAUUCCCGGCAGCUACCAGCGCCCACAGUUCAAUCCGCAGAGCCAGGCCUUUGUUCCUGGUGGUCGCAACAUGCCGUUCCAGGUGCAGCCAAACGUUCCUGGGAUGCCGCCUCAGGGAAUGAAUGGCUAUGGUAAUUUCCAGAUGUCGGCCGGCGCUCAAAUGCAUCCCCAGAUGCCGGUGCCUAGCCCACCAACUGGUACUCCACAAACAUUCGGUUCACCUCGAGUCAUGCAUAACAGCAUUCCGAUGCCUGCCAGGCCCACCAAUUCGAACUCAUCUCCGUCGUCUCAGCCUACGCCGUCCUCUCAAGGUUCUCAGCAGAGCAGCAUAGCCAAGUAUGGAACGCCGGCUCAUCUUCCGGCUAGGCCUCCGCCGCCGCAACCACAACAACAAGCGCCGAAGCUGAAUCUACCCGGACAUAACUUCCCUGUCUCUCGCGUAGCCAGCAAUCCGACACCAGGAUACGUUAGCAGUACCCCUCAGAUAGCAUCUAUGCGCGGCGGCGGUGGUCCGAAUACUAACACCAACUAA